Populus trichocarpa (black cottonwood) is the source of this 1976-nucleotide messenger RNA. Its product is annotated as acetolactate synthase small subunit 1, chloroplastic. Gene Ontology annotation, biological process: L-valine biosynthetic process. Gene Ontology annotation, cellular component: cytosol. The record is from RefSeq and is a predicted model, not a curated record. Bases 153 to 1625 code for a protein of 490 amino acids. The transcript has 12 exons. NCBI's taxonomy places the organism in Eukaryota, Viridiplantae, Streptophyta, Magnoliopsida, Malpighiales, Salicaceae. Gene Ontology annotation, molecular function: acetolactate synthase regulator activity; acetolactate synthase activity.
GGAUGAUAAGUUCAAAGAAAAGGGACAGCGUGCUAUGACCAUUCUCUUUCUACUGCAGUAGCUCUUGAACACUAGUGCGCUCUAGCCAUCUUCCUUUAUAAAACAUAUUUAUCUGUCCUGAAACUAGCCGCCUACAGUGAGUGCAACCAGUCAUGGCGGCUUCUGUCCCACAGUGCUCCACUCGAAUUACAACUCAAACCCCAUGUUCCAAACUGGAUUCUGUUGGUGGGUUUUCAAGGAAAAGCUCUGGUUUUGUACAUUUUUUAAGGCCCUCUGUUUGGAAGAGUAACAAUGCUGUUAAGGUCUCCUGUUCCAUUAGCAAAGAAAAUGGAAGUGCAGUGUCUGUUGCUGAUUCUGUGCCUACUGUGACUCGCUCCAGGUUGCAACGGCACACGAUUUCAGUGUUUGUAGGUGAUGAAAGUGGAAUAAUAAACCGGAUUGCUGGGGUUUUUGCUAGAAGAGGCUACAACAUUGAAUCCCUUGCUGUUGGUUUGAACAAGGAUAAGGCUCUCUUUACCAUAGUUGUCUGUGGAACUGAAAAAGUUUUGCGGCAAGUUGUAGAACAGCUUAACAAGCUCGUGAAUGUCAUUAAGGUGGAUGAUAUCUCCAGGGAACCACAAGUAGAACGUGAAUUGAUGCUCAUAAAAUUCAAUGCAGAUCCAAGUACUCGUGCUGAGGUCAUGUGGUUAGUGGACAUUUUCAGAGCAAAAAUUGUUGAUAUCUCAGAGAAUUCACUUACUAUUGAGGUCACCGGUGACCCUGGGAAGAUGGCUGCUAUUCAAAGGAACCUAAGCAAGUUUGGAAUUAAAGAACUUGCAAGAACUGGAAAGAUUGCUUUGAGACGGGAAAGAAUGGGCGAGACUGCUCCAUUUUGGAAUUUUUCUGCAGCUUCGUAUCCUGAUCUUGAGAGGGUUCCAUCUGGGGUAGCUCUUGCCAGGAAUUCUACUAAAACUGUUGCAGGGAAUGCAAACCUAUCACUUAAUGGCAGCAACUCUUCAUCCUCAAAGGGUGAUGUCUAUCCUGUGGAGCCUUAUGAUGACUUCUUGAUGAAUCCAGUUCUUGAUGCUCAUUGGGGUGUUCUUUACGAUGAAGAUUCAAAUGGACUUAGGUCACACACUUUAUCUAUGCUUGUGAAUAACUGUCCCGGAGUACUCAACAUUGUCACUGGGGUUAUAUCUCGAAGAGGCUAUAACAUUCAGAGUCUUGCUGUGGGGCCUGCUGAAGAAGAGGGACUUUCUCGCAUUACUACUGUUAUCCCUGGAACAGACGAGUCAAUUGGCAAGUUGGUCCAGCAACUUCACAAGUUAAUAGAUCUACAUGAGGUUCGGGAUAUCACUCACUCACCAUUUGCAGAACGAGAAUUAAUGCUGAUUAAGAUAGCUGCAAAUAGUGCUGCUAGGAGGGAUGUCCUUGAUAUUGCUAGAAUAUUUCGGGCCAAAGCUGUUGAUGUCUCUGAUCACACAAUUACUCUCGAGCUUACAGGUGAUUUUAAUAAGAUGGUUGCACUGCAGAGAAUAUUGGAGCCAUAUGGGAUUUGUGAGGUGGCACGGACCGGGAGAGUAGCAUUGGUGCGAGAGUCAGGCGUGGAUUCCACGUACCUACGUGGAUUUCCUCUUCCACUGUAACUUUUAAGAGUUAAGACUCUUAAUAGCUUCUUAUCAACUCUAGAUUAUCUCACUAGGCUUCUUUUCCCGCUCUGCUAUGUGGUUUCCUUUUCCAUUGCCCUUUUUCCAGAUAGGGAAUGGAAGGAAACAAAACCGAAGUUUCCCACACACUCUGGGGCUGUUUAAUUGCGGAUCAACAUGCAUGUCGGGUUCAGGUAGAGAUGGUGCUUUAGGUAGAGGAACGGGCAAAAUCUUUGUUCUUGUUCAUCGUCCAUUCAUACUGUUGAUCCUUUGUACCAAUGAGUUAAGAGGAGUGUCCUGUCAACACUUGAAUCAGUAAUUACCAUGUAGUGCCUUCUUAUUUUCUUGCCA